Molecule: messenger RNA, 1782 nt
Organism: Vitrella brassicaformis
Lineage: Eukaryota; Vitrellaceae
Source: the annotation of a GenBank genome assembly
GGAACAAAUGAGGUAGGGGCAGAGCUGAGGAGUGACACAGAGGCUAUGAUCAAGAAGAUCAUGAGUGCAUCUGCCGAUUGUCUGUUCUGUGUGUCAGCGUUCGUCGGUCUGCUGUCAUGGAGCCCUACACUCGCCACGAAGCCCUCUGCCGACUGGACAGGCAGAUCAUCCCCUUGAUGGAGAUCCUCGAGGCCGAGCGGGCUGACAUCGUCUCCUCUUAUGACAUUGGCAAACUGCUGAGUGACCACGGCGCCUUAGACCCAUCGGCGGCCUCUGGCGACGACCUGCUUAAGCUCAAUGUCGGCGGGAGCCACUCGUCUGUGCGCCGCAAGCACCUGACGAGCGUCGAGGGCACACUGCUGGCGGUGCUGCUCGGUGGCCGAUGGGACGGCCGCCUUGUUCGUGAUGCAGACAGCCGCAUUUUCAUCGACGUGUGUCCGGAUGCCUUCGGAGCUGUGCGGGACACGCUGCUGGAGGGCGGCAAGGAGGCGGUGGACCAGCUGAUGGACCAAAUCAAAGAGCGAAACCGCUCAGGUGAGCCAUUAGGACAGACGCCAUCUGCUCUCUUCAUAUAUUCCUGUGUGGUGUGGGUGCAGGUCCGCACGACUUUUGGACAGCAUUGCUGCUGUCGCCCAUCGACAAGCCGUCCAGUGACGCACCGACUACCACACAGGCCGAGUGUGAUGAGCCGACUGUGCCAUCAGAGGGAUUGCUGUCGGAGCUGUCAGGCUUCAUGUCGGAGGUGGAGAGCUUCGUCAAGACAUUCACUGCGAAGAAGAACGAGCUCGACAGCGAGCGGGCGGCCAAGAAGGCCGCAUACGACCAGACGAUGAUGGAGAUUACGGUGAGAGAAACAAAGCCAACCGAAGCACAAGGUUGUCAAUCGGUGCAUCUGUCCGUCUCUCUGUCUGUCUGUCUGCCCAUCAGGCCGUCAUGCCAUUUCUGGCGCCUCUGAGUGGCGACGAUCCCAUUCGGUCUAUCGACGUGUGCGGCACUCUCAUCUCGACGGUGCAGUCCACUUCGGACGAAAUGGGCGACAUUGGGCUUCACAACCGAUUCGAUAUGUAAGCGGGUGCAGAGGACACAACAACACGGGCAUAUGGUAUGUGUGAUGUAUUGUCGUCGAUCAGGUGGCCGGCUCCCAUUGAGGAUGUGCCUGUCGACCACGUCCGCCGUCUGGUGGACUACUACCGCCGCAAACGCCACGCGGCCUCACUGCCUAACACACACCUGCUGGGCGGGGUGCGAGUGCCGCUGCUGACAGAGAGGGCGGCCCGGCAGGAGACCUUCAACAAGACGGCACAGAUGUACGGCGUCGACACGCAAAGGUGAGAUGCCUAUGAGAAGAGUGAUCGUCAAGUGAUGAUUGGCUCGCUCUUUUCCUCUCCUCAGCUCUCCGAAUGGCCGGGGCGGCGGCGCUGUGUUCACUGAGAUGCAAUCGGGGGUUCGCUAUCAGGUGGUGCGGCCGGGUAGUGGACCCAAACCGACACGUGACCAGCACGUCAAGAUCGACGUCAUCGAGUGGCGUGACGACUUCGAGGGACAAGUGGUGGUUCGUGUGUCUGAUCAACCUGAGUGGACCCAGGAGGUCCUCACUGACAUGCGUGUGGGUGAGGUGCGGCGGGUCACCCUGCCAGCCAGACUGAGUGACACUGGAAAGGAGGCUUACCUCGAGUAUAGGCUGGUGGCCACCCUGUGAGCACUGUCUCCUGGUGUGUCUGCUGUGUGAGUUGGGUGUCAUUACGGCACAAAUGCGUUAUUGCAUGGCCACCUGCUGCGGAA